AUGAGACCAACAUUAGUCCGUUUAGUGCGUCCUCGUCGACCUGAAAGACCAAACCAAACUCCAUUGUUUCCACCAUUAAAACUCUACAGAUCAAUUCUUCGAGCUCAUUUGCACAAAUUACCCAAAGAGUUACGAUCACUAGGUGAUGCAUACGUGAAGAAGGAAUUCAAAGACCACAAAAAAAUAGAUAACCCAUUACACAUUGUAGGCUUCCUUACGGAGUGGCAAGACUAUUUAAGACAAAUUGAUGGUGGUAAGUGGCUCGAUGGGAAAUUAAGCUCACAAGAUUUGGAGAAAAUGUCACCAGAACAAGUUGGACAAUUGUAUGAAUUGAUGGAAGCUACUAAACGACUUGGAGAAGAAGAGCAAGAUCAAUAA
Molecule: messenger RNA, 378 nt
Organism: Lodderomyces elongisporus
Lineage: Eukaryota; Fungi; Ascomycota; Pichiomycetes; Serinales; Debaryomycetaceae
Gene: SDH7
Exons: 1
Coding region: 1-378 (125 amino acids)
Biological process (GO): mitochondrial respiratory chain complex II assembly; succinate metabolic process
Cellular component (GO): mitochondrial intermembrane space; mitochondrion
Source: RefSeq, a predicted model, not a curated record